AAUCCUCGAGAAAAUUAAGAAACAAAGAAUCUCCAACGGCUCUACUCUUCGUUGGAUCCAGUUAUAUUACCGUUUGUGGGUCCCACUCCUUCUUUUCUUCCCUUUUCAAACUUCUUAUAAACCCUACCAACUCACACUCACCUUUCACAAACACAACACAACACAACAACAAUCUUAACAACUCUUUCUGUUCCUCAAUAUUCUCACAUUAGCCUCAAAGAAAACCAUGACUGCUGAAACUAUGGCUCAAGACGAACCCCAAAAGGUUGAGGUUGUUAUUGAAGAAGGUAAAGUUGUUGAUGUUGAAGAAAAGGUUGAAACAAAGGAAUCAGUGGAAGAAUCAAAACCUGCAAAGACAGUUGAGAAAUGUUCAUCUUACAAGGAAGAAAGUAACUUCCUUUCUGAUCUUAAGGAGUUUGAGAAAAAGGCUUUAAUUGAACUUAAGACAAAGCUUGAGGAAGCAAUUUUAGGGAACACCCUUUUUGAGAAAAAAGAAGAAGAGGUAAAAAAGGUUGAAGCUUUACCAGAAGGUGGUGAAGAGGGUGAGAAAGUUGUGAAGGAAGAAGAAGAGGAGAAAAAGGUUGAAGAGGAGAAGAAGGAGGACGAGGAGAAAGAUUUGUUGUUGUGGGGAGUGUCACUUUUACCGAGUAAAGGAAAUGAAGGAAUUGAUGUGAUUUUGUUGAAGUUUUUGAGGGCUAGAGAGUUUAAGGUGAAUGAGGCGUUUGAGAUGUUGAAGAAGACACUUAAAUGGAGGAAGGAAAUGAAGAUUGAUUCUAUUUUGGAUGAAGAUUUUGGUUCAGAUUUGGCUUCUGCUGCCUAUAUGAACGGCGUUGAUUGCGAAGGGCACCCUGUGUGUUACAAUAUGUAUGGUGUUUUUGAUGGUGAAGAGAUUUAUCAAAAGACUUUUGGGAAUGAGGAGAAGAGAAGUGAGUUUUUGAGAUGGAGGUCUUAUGUCAUGGAGAAAUGGAUUCAGAAGCUGAAUUUGAAACCAGGUGGUGUUUCUUCUUUGCUUCAAAUCAAUGACCUUAAGAAUUGUCCUGGCCCUUCAAGGAAAGAGCUUAGAAUUGCUACAAAACAAACUGUUUCAAUGUUGCAGGACAAUUACCCUGAAAUGGUGGCUAAAAAUAUUUUCAUCAAUGUUCCUUUCUGGUACUAUGCACUCAAUGCACUUUUUUCUCCUUUCUUAACUCAAAGAACAAAGAGCAAAUUUGUGGUUGCUCGUCCUGCUAAGGUUACCGAAACACUGAUCAAGUAUAUUCCAAUUGAGGAGAUUCCAGUUAACUAUGGUGGUUUCAAGAGGGAAAAUGAUUCCGAGUUCUUCGGCCAAGAUGCUACUGUUUCUGAACUCAUUCUUAAGGCUGGAACAACUGCAACUAUAGAGAUUCCUGCAUUGGAGGUUGGAAACACAUUGUGCUGGGAUUUGGCUGUUUUGGGUUGGGAGGUAAGUUACAAGGAGGAAUUUGUUCCAAAUGAUGAAGGGUCAUACACAGUGAUUGUUCAAAAAGGGAAGAAGAUAGGUUCACAAGAAGGACCUAUUAGGAACACUUUCAAGAACAAUGAACCAGGAAAAGUUAUCCUCACAAUAAACAACACAUCGAACAAAAAGAAGAGGGUUCUUUACCGUUACAAGAUCAACAAGAGUUCACCCUGAGAAUUCAGUUAUCAAAAGUUCUAGUUUUGUUCCAUUGUGUAUUUGGUUUCAUUUAGAUUUUGAAAGUAGGUGAAAUGUGUGAAGAUGAGUUUUGAAGACUUAAAAAAAAAAGAGCAUUCUUUCAUUUGUUAUUACAUAUUUUGAUUUAGAGUUCAUUCAUUUUCUGUGCCAAUGAUAUGAUAUGUAGCUAUCUCAUCUUAUUUUGAUGUGAAUAAUUUGCUUUAAUACACCUUUUUAAUUUUAAAUA
Messenger RNA from Trifolium pratense (red clover), 1898 nucleotides. RefSeq names its product patellin-4. The transcript is spliced from 5 exons. Lineage: Eukaryota; Viridiplantae; Streptophyta; Magnoliopsida; Fabales; Fabaceae. Bases 227 to 1651 code for a protein of 474 amino acids. The record is from RefSeq and is a predicted model, not a curated record. Gene Ontology annotation, molecular function: lipid binding.